AUGCAACAAGUAAGAGCUGAAGCCAUAAUCAAGCAUGAUGACCGACUUGUUGCAUAUGUGCCCAAGAAAAGCAGGGGCCAUAGACAACGCUUAGACAUAAAACCGCAUUCUCAUUCAUCUUUAUCUCUUCAUGUGAAGUCUUCUGGGAGCAUGAACGAGAACAAGAAAAGGACACCUACUGACAUGCCUGAGGAAUGGUGGCAUAAAAUUCAAGCAAAAGGAGGCAUUGAUGUAAAGUUGGCAAUAAUGAAACAGAUGUUUGCCACUGAUUUGAGUACUCACCACAAUUGUUUCUCAAUCCCUUUUAAGCAGAUAAGAGAUUUCAGUUUUCUUACAGAGGAUGAGAAGAGAAAGUUAAAGGAGCCCAAGGAGAAAAUGCCAGUUACACUCAUGGAACCUUGUGGUUGA
Molecule: messenger RNA, 408 nt
Organism: Hevea brasiliensis (rubber tree)
Lineage: Eukaryota; Viridiplantae; Streptophyta; Magnoliopsida; Malpighiales; Euphorbiaceae
Product: putative B3 domain-containing protein At2g27410
Exons: 2
Coding region: 1-408 (135 amino acids)
Molecular function (GO): DNA binding
Source: RefSeq, a predicted model, not a curated record